Messenger RNA from Arabidopsis lyrata subsp. lyrata, 1426 nucleotides. Its product is annotated as serine/threonine-protein phosphatase PP1 isozyme 1. The transcript has 4 exons. Lineage: Eukaryota; Viridiplantae; Streptophyta; Magnoliopsida; Brassicales; Brassicaceae. The record is from RefSeq and is a predicted model, not a curated record. Bases 138 to 1097 code for a protein of 319 amino acids. Gene Ontology annotation, cellular component: nucleus; cytoplasm. Gene Ontology annotation, molecular function: protein serine/threonine phosphatase activity.
GAACCAAUCAAUCAAAAUUGACUAAUCUCAGAGCACACCAGUCUUCAGGUCUCUCUCCUCCUCGCGGCUCCAACGCCAAAGCAAAAAGCUUCACGAUUGAAAAUCUCCGUUCGUUUUCCACCUCUAUUAGAUCGGAGAUGGCGGAGAAGCCGGCGCAAGAGCAGGAGCAAAAGCGAGCGAUGGAACCGGGUGUUCUGGACGAUAUCAUUCGUCGUUUGGUUGAGUUUCGGAACACGAGACCUGGAUCGGGGAAACAAGUUCAUCUCAGUGAAGGUGAAAUUCGUCAGCUUUGUGCUGUCUCCAAAGAAAUCUUUCUUCAACAACCCAAUCUGCUUGAAUUGGAAGCUCCCAUCAAGAUCUGCGGUGAUAUUCAUGGGCAGUAUUCAGAUCUAUUGAGGCUGUUUGAGUAUGGAGGCUUUCCUCCCGAAGCCAAUUAUUUGUUCUUAGGUGAUUAUGUUGACCGUGGCAAGCAAAGCUUGGAAACAAUAUGCCUUCUCCUAGCUUACAAAAUCAAGUACCCGGAGAACUUCUUCUUGUUGAGAGGGAAUCAUGAAUCUGCAUCCAUUAAUCGUAUUUACGGUUUUUAUGACGAGUGCAAACGCAGGUUCAAUGUCAGACUCUGGAAAAUAUUCACUGAUUGCUUUAACUGUCUUCCUGUGGCCGCCUUAAUUGAUGACAGAAUACUAUGUAUGCAUGGUGGGAUUUCCCCAGAGUUGACAAGUUUGGACCAGAUUAGAAAUAUUGCACGUCCAAUGGAUAUUCCAGACUCUGGUUUGGUAUGUGAUUUACUGUGGUCGGAUCCUAGUGGAGACGUCAAAGGCUGGGGCAUGAACGAUCGCGGUGUUUCAUACACUUUUGGAGCUGACAAAGUCGCAGAGUUUUUGGAAAAAAAUGACAUGGACCUUAUCUGUCGUGCCCACCAGGUUGUUGAAGAUGGGUAUGAGUUCUUUGCAGACAGACAGCUUGUUACAGUAUUUUCAGCUCCCAACUAUUGCGGGGAAUUUGACAACGCUGGCGCAAUGAUGAGCAUUGAUGAGAGCUUAAUGUGCUCAUUCCAAAUUCUAAAACCGUCAGAAAAGAGGUCGCCUUUUCAAUGACAACCAUUAUCCAGUGACCACCAUGCUUCAAAUUAACAAUUCUCGAAAAGAUCUGAAUGUUCUUUUGUGGCUCAGCUUUUGGCAUUUUGAUAAUUUGCUACAGCUACUUGCGAGAGGAACUAGAGACGGAAACUGCUCAAUUGGGACGUUAAGGGUACUGAUAAAUAGUGCAUUAGACAUGUAGCUGUUGACAGAGAAGGUCUCAAACAGAAGAACAACUCAAAGUCUCUUCUGGUUUUAUCAUCAUCUCUCACAUCUAUCUUUGUCAAAAAUGUGUGUGUUUUUAUUAGUCUUGUCUCUGAAAUAAUAUUAGAUUCUCAUUUGUACUC